Molecule: messenger RNA, 5587 nt
Organism: Ahaetulla prasina
Lineage: Eukaryota; Metazoa; Chordata; Lepidosauria; Squamata; Colubridae
Gene: TMEM242
Product: transmembrane protein 242
Exons: 4
Coding region: 79-561 (160 amino acids)
Source: RefSeq, a predicted model, not a curated record
CCCUCUCCAUCUCCAUCCGGGUAGCUGUGGAGGGGAGGCUCGGAGACUUCCCUCCCAGGCCCUGAAGUUCCUCCGAGCAUGGGGCCGCUUGCCCCAGAAGCGGAUACGCGGGGUCCCCUUUUGGGGGUCGCCGAUAAGCGAACGCUUCAGGCUUCGGGGAGCCCUGAUCUCAACACGACCCCGACUGAAGACGAGCAGCGACAGCGACGUUUCGCAAUCAAAGGUGGGCUUUUUCUUGCUUCUGUUGCUACUGCAGGAAUGCUAGCAGGUUUUGGUAUGACACUUGCUGUGGCGAAAAAGAAAAGUCCCAAUUGGUUCAAUAAGGGUGUAAUUGCCACAGCAGCUUUGCCAGAAAGUGGCUCUUCCCUUGCUUUACGGGCCCUUGGAUGGGGUUCACUCUAUGCCUGGAGUGGAGUUGCAUUGAUUAGCUUUGCUAUCUGGAAGGCUCUGGGUGUUCACAAUAUGAAUGAAUUUCGGAACAAAAUGCAGUCAUUAUUUCCAUCAGUUCGAAAAACUGCAGUAAAUUCUGUUGAAUGGGAGGACAUUUGGAAAUCUAAGUGAACAUCAUAUGGAGGAAUUUGUACUAAGCCUUACAAAACUACAGAGGAAUUAAAAUAUUCAUAUUCAUAAUGGCAUGCAGUUAGUACAGUAGUAUCAACACAUGCCCCUUUAAUUUGCCAGGCAAAAGUAAAUUUUACUCUUAGUAGUUUUCACUUUAGUGAUGGUAAGUGCAGAAAAAGAUUAAAAUUGUUAUAAACAUUAACCCUAGAGAAGAGAUGACUUGUUGACCAGGUUAAUGGGUAAGAGUAUCCAUAUGUGUUCCCCCCGCCACAGUGAUUCAUAGUGGUUUUUAAAAGAUGGUAUAAGCCACUAAAGCAGACUGAAUAAUGCUUGUGAAAAAUUAUAUAAAUAAAGUGAUGGUCACUAAAUCUUGCUCUUUGUUCACUGUAUUAGCAUGAGCCUUCAAGAACCAGGACUAUAAAGAUUCUCAGUGCAAAGAGAAACACAACAUAUGGUGGGUCUAUAUGGGAGCCCAUUUCUGAUACUAUUUUUAUUUAUUUUAUUUUUAUUUAUUUAUUUUUGUCACACAGUAUAUAUAAGCAUAAGCAUGAAAUAAUUAUACAAUAUAUAAGCAUAUAUAUGAGUAUGUAAUAACUAUAUAAUUGGAUAUAACGAAGGAAAACAAUAGGACAGGAACGGUAGGCACGUUUGUGCUCUUAUGCAUGCCCCUUACAGACCUCUUAGGAAUGGGGUGAGGUCAAUGGUAGAUAGUUUUUGGUUGAAGCUUUUGGGAUUUUGGGCAGAGACCACAGAGUCAGGUAGUGCAUUCCAGGCAUUAACAACUCUGUUACUGAAGUCAUGUUUUCUGCAAUCAAGAUUGGAGCGGUUAACAUUAAGCUUAAACCUAUUGUGUGCUCGUGUAUUGUUGCAAUUGAAGCUGAAGUAGUCUUUGACAGGAAGGACAUUGUAAUAGAUGAUUCUAUGAGUAAAACUCUAGUUUAACUCAUAGAAACAUCUAUUCUAGUUACAUUCCAAAAAACUAUUCUAUUUAAAAAUUUAAAAAACUAUUCUAGUUACAUUCCAAAGAAAAAAAUUGUUGGGCCUUUGCAGAUUUCAGAUUUGUUGUUCAAACUAUGAUGUAAUCCAAAGAGAACAAAAGUUUGCUCUUCUGAGCAAACAGUCUCUUGGAUUGCAGUAACAUUCCAGUCAGAAACAAACAGUCCUGAGCAUUGGAUAGUUGUCCUAAAAGCGAGUUGGAAAUGGAGAAAAGGAACCAACUUCCUUUUCAAACAACCCUAAACUAGUAUUAUUUGGGAAUAGCCAUGACUAAUUAGGAAGGAACUGGCAAACAUGGAUUUGGUGAUAUUCUUGGCUGUACCAGAACCUACCUUACAAGACAGUUCAGUAGUUGAAGAACAGAGCUGAGUUAUUUCAUUGCAUUAAUAUGAUAAUGAAACUGAAGAGAUCUUUAGAUGUACCAGCCGGUGAGAUAUCUUUUGAACCAGAGGAUUAACAGACUGCUGGUGUUGAAUAUAUUAAAAAAAUUGUAAAACUGUCAUACAGGGAAGUGGACAGGAAAAUCUGAUCUGGGGAGAAUCUUGUCUGGAGAAGAAGGUGAAAAUUAUUCUGAUUGUUCCAAAUGUAAAACUAGAUCAGCAGUCACCAACUGGUGGUCCAUGCCCACCCAGUCACAUGCCCACCUAGCCACGUCCAUCCAGCCGGUCAUUAGGCAGAUCUAUUAGUGGUCCGCGGGAUUUAAAAUUAUGAAUUUAGUGGUCCCUGAGGUCCAAAAGGUUGGUGACCCCUGAUCUAGAUAGUACAAUAAAAAAACGACGGGUAAAGAAAAAACAAAAACUCUCUCAGUCAGAAUGGCAAUUUGUUUGUUUAAAUCUAGAGAAGAACAUGGAUAUAACUAGUAUUACUGACAUUCAGUGGCUGAAAAAAAAAUCAAAGGUAUUGAGCUUUAUCAUGAUAGAAACAUUGUAGGAAAAAGAAGAGAACGUUACUAAAAUGGUGUCAUUUUACAUGCUGAAGAAGACAUGUUGCUACAUAAACUUCCACAAUGCAUGUUCAUGGUAUAGCAAAGCAAAGGAUUUCUAUUUGGUCAAAGCUUGUGCCUUAGAACAGUUGAUAAGGAGCCUCAUGGUGACAGAAAUAGCUGUUCGCUAACUAUCUUUGGAGUCCCCAGGGACAUUCCUUGCAUAUCAGUGCUGGGACCAGCAGUGAAGAGGAAGCUCUGUUGCUCUCCACAUUUGUUCUUUUUGCAGUUGGCCUGAUCCAGCUGGGCUUUGCUUUUGUUCUUACUAGCAUACACAAAGGUUAGACGAAACAGGAAAAAAAUUGUUCCUUUCUGACAAACGUUUUGUCAACAACAUGAAAAUAGAUUUAAUUUUCACCAAUUUCCCUUUUAGCACCAAUGUCCCUCAGUCCAAUUGUACUCUAGUGGAGAGCCCAACUUCAGAAAAAGGCUGAAAACUGGGUCUUCCCUCAUUCUAUAAAUAGAAGUUUUCCAUUCUCAGUGGAAGAGUGGCUGUUUUCUGCCCUCUACAGUAGGAUGCUGCUUUUAAAAUAUUAGAGAAGAGGAAGCAACUGGUCUGAGGCAGUUUUUCUGAGUGGCCAGACCAGUUCUCUUUUUUUAUAAGACUAUUUGGGAAUCCCAGAGAGAUAAUGUGGAUGAUUUUCUGCUAGCGUGUGAAUUAUGAGUCAGUACCCUAGAAACUGUGAAACUGUGAUUCUAAAACAAUGUUUUAAUUGUAAGCCAAUUAAAUGCUGCCAUGUGGAAAAACGAUCAUUCUAACUGUUUAAAAUGAAUGUGACAGAAGAGUAAGGGGUAUUUGUUGCUUUUGUGCCCCUCCCUUAUUAUUAGUUAAUGGAUUAUUAGUUUAAAAGAACCCUAACUUUAUUCUCUAUGUAGAAUAUUUAUUUGACUGUUAAUCUGAAUAUUCCUAACAAUGCUAGUUAGGAAUUUUCUUCCUUUCAUCACACUUGUUCCCUCAAACAUUAAGUACCUGAUUUAACUAAAAUAUAUUUUCAUGUAUUUCAAAAGGCAAAUUGUUUAUGGCAUUCCCCUAAGUACUCUUUCAUUGAUUUGACCACUAGAGUAACUAAAAAAAAGGAUUUUUCUGAUUAUGUACAGUGUAUAUAUAAAAAAAAUCAUUGGACUUAUUUAUAUCCCGAAAUUAGAAACUGUAAUACCCAAAAGGGUUUUGUGAAUAAAGAAAAAGAACAAAAAAGGAACACAAAGAAUAUAUUGUUCACUCUGAUUUUUUUUUUCAUACAUGAAAAGCUUUGAUAAUUUUCUUCGUCAGUUAUCACUGUCAUGAGCAUUUACAAUUUUAAAAAAAGUUAGUUUAUUGAAACAGCCUUCCAGCAUUUCCUCUCCAGAUCAGUGGUGGGUUGCCCCAGUUCGGUCUGGUUCUUGUGAAUAGGUAGUAAAACUGGGGGCAGGCUCCGCCCGCCCACCCGGAUGUUGUCAUAGACCAUCUGCGCAUGCACAGAAGCUCGGCGUGAUCCCAUUGCGAAUCGGUAGUAAAGGUAAGUAGAACCCACCCCUGCUCCAGAUGUGUUGGAACUACAGCCCCCCCCAAAUCUCAGUAUUUGAUUUUGCUGGCUGAAUGUCUGUUCAAAAACAUCUGGAGAGUGCCAGGUUAAGAGGGCUAUUUUAAGCUGGACAAGCAAUGAUCUGCCUCAGUUUAAUUUUAUUUUUUAUUAAAUCUUCUAAGACAGUGGUUCUCAAUCUUUAUAGUGCUGCGACCCCUUUAAUACAAUUCCCCAUGAUGUGGCGACCCCUUUAAUACAAUUCCCCACGAUGUGGCGACCCCCAACCAUAAAAUUAUUUUCGUUUUGAAUUUAUCGCACCUGAAGCCAUAUUGGCUAGCAAUCUGAACUGCUUGCGAUUGCCUUGAGGACGGAGGCAUUAAAGUGGAGACUCCUCCCCUAUUAAGUUCAUCGCGCCUGAAGCCAGAUUAGGCUAGUGAUUGGGAGUGAUUGCAGCUGGCUUGAGAGGGAGACAUCAGAGCAAAGAUUUCUCUCUUUUUUAAUUGAUCACGCCUGAAGCCGAAUUCGGCUAGCGAUUUGAAGAGCCUGCAGCUGGCUUGUGAAGUCAACCAUUGAAAUGCAAUUCUUCAACUCGCAAGUAUACUUCCCAUAUUUCUGAUGGUCUUAGGCGACCCCUGACAAAUCGUCAUUCGACCCCCAACGGGGUCCCGACCCACAGGUUGAGAACCGCUGUUCUAAGACGUUUGUGUGUUCUUUCAAGUCGGUUUUGAUUCCUGGAGACUGCCUGGAUUAGUCCGUGAAGGUGUUUUGGCAAGGUUUUUCUGAUGUGGUUUGCCUCCUUGCCUCCUUCCUAGGGCUGAAAGAGAGUGACUGGCUCAAAGUCACCCAGUCAGCUUUAUGCCUAAAGUGAGACUAGAGCUCUCUAUUUCCCAGUUUCUAGCCUGAUGCCUUAACUACUACUACAAGCUGGAUCCAGAAUUCAUUGAGUUAGUUAUGGGUACCUGACUAGGUAACAUUGCUGCUUUGUGAGCUAUAAUAUAUUGAUUAUUGGCUGACUUCUGGGUGCAAUUUGGAGUGUUGGUUGUCACCUUUAAAGUUCUGUAAGGCUUGGGAUCUGGGUUUCUUCAAGGCUAUCUACAUUAGUGACUUCUACCAAUUCAGUAAUAUCUGGAAGAGGGUGACACUCUUUAGGCAAACACUUUGCCACACUGACAAAGUGUUACCAAUGGGCAUUUUGCCUUGUUCUAUGGAUGUGAAAUACCGUAUUUUUCACACUAUAAAACACUCCAAACUAUAAGAUGCACAUUAGCUUUAGAGGAGGAAAACAAGAAAAAAAAUCUGCCUCUACUUCCCAGCAUCUAUCUGGUAUUCAUCUGGCUAGCGUCCUUGCAGCAAACAGCAAACAGCCUAGUCAGCUUCAGCACAUUAUCGCAGCCCCAGCAUGUGGCUCAUCAGAGCUCUGCUCUGUUGUGCCCACUACCAGUCAACUGAGCUGAGCUGCUGCCGCUGUUGGCGAACACGAGCCUUCACUACCAAGCAGCUGAUUGGCAGUUGGAUUGGCCUCCCGCAAUACCACCAAUCAGUUGUU